GCCUGAGGAAGGAAAAGACUCACCGGAAACAGAAGUGGCCCACUUGGGAAAUACAUAGAUUCCUUUUAGCGGGCUGUGGCCGACUGCAGUGCCCCUAGCGGAGGUCUCUGAGUUGACCAUGCAGAUCUGGGACAGUCUGUGGAAUCUGUUUUACCUAAGUUAAACGAGAAUGCAUGACAAAAGCUCACUACGGUGGCAUUCCCUGGUUUGGUAUCGCGUGUGACUUAUCAUUAAUCCUAUGAAAUAAAAUGUGAUGACGCGAAAAGCUAAGUAGGAAAGCGUCACUGAGCACACAUGACUACUGUAGGCGCUGUGGGAGGCUUUGGAUGACAUAUAAAUUCGACAAACGCGGUGGUUGCUAUAGCAACGAAUCUGACGCUUUCCCCCAGAUCCAUCCUUCACUUAGAUUGCUGACUGCAUUAUCAUGGCUGACAGAAUAAUUCCAUCAGUGAAUUCACUCGUGAAAUAUGAUAAUGCUGUUUUGGUCACCAAACACCCAGAGAAAAAACUUCCCCCUCUUAAGGUCCAAUCAGGCAUCACAGCAUCUGCACCUUCCCCUAAACCUGGUACUUCAGCAGCCGACUUGCGAAAGGAAACAGAUGAGAUAUUGAAUUCUAUCCUUCCACCAAAAGAAUGGGAGGAAGACGGACAACUUUGGAGACAACAGGUGUCAAGCACACCAGCAACUCGUCUUGAUGUCAUUAAUCUACAAGAGCAGCUUGAUAUGCGCUUGCAGCAGAGACAGGCAAGGGAGACUGGAAUUUGUCCAGUCCGUAGAGAACUAUACACCCAAUGUUUUGAUGAAAUUAUUCGCCAAGUCACCAUUAACUGUGCUGAAAGAGGCCUACUAUUACUCCGAGUUCGAGAUGAAUUACGCAUGACUGUAGCUGCUUACCAAGCUCUUUAUGAAAGCAGCAUAGCUUUUGGGAUGAGAAAAGCUCUUCAGGCGGAACAAGGUAAAGCGGAUUUAGAAGAGAGUGUAAAAACACUGCGGGAGGAUAAAGCUGAAUUAGAAAGGCAGCUAUUAGAUCAGCGCACAAAGGCAGAACAGAUGGAGAGACGUUCCAGUGAGUUAAGAGCUGCUGAAGAAAAAAAGCAUACCGAAGAGAUAACCUUUUUGAAAAAGACAAACCAACAAUUAAAGACUCAAUUAGAGGGUAUUAUAGCACCAAAGAAGUGAAAACGGAUCUCUCAGCCCAUCAUCAUCCAUCACUACAGGUUUUCUUCUUUUUUCCUUAAGGUUUCAUGGUUAAGAGGCUGUGAAUAUUUUGACUCUAGUGGUAACAAUUUUUGAAAAAACAAAUCAAGAAAUAAAACGUUCUCUUUUAA
Frankliniella occidentalis (western flower thrips) is the source of this 1329-nucleotide messenger RNA. RefSeq names its product 33 kDa inner dynein arm light chain, axonemal (gene Dnali1). The record is from RefSeq and is a predicted model, not a curated record. Gene Ontology annotation, molecular function: dynein heavy chain binding. Gene Ontology annotation, cellular component: axoneme; filopodium. The transcript has 7 exons. NCBI's taxonomy places the organism in Eukaryota, Metazoa, Arthropoda, Insecta, Thysanoptera, Thripidae. The coding region runs from base 425 to 1180 and encodes 251 amino acids.